Molecule: messenger RNA, 3874 nt
Organism: Condylostylus longicornis
Lineage: Eukaryota; Metazoa; Arthropoda; Insecta; Diptera; Dolichopodidae
Product: non-lysosomal glucosylceramidase
Exons: 11
Coding region: 193-2907 (904 amino acids)
Biological process (GO): glucosylceramide catabolic process; carbohydrate metabolic process
Cellular component (GO): membrane
Molecular function (GO): beta-glucosidase activity; glucosylceramidase activity
Source: RefSeq, a predicted model, not a curated record
UUCGUUGCUAAUGGUUGGUUUAUGGUUAAUAUUUCGGUCGGAAAAAUUUGUUUUUUAAAAAAAAAAAAGAAAAGAAAAAAUUUUAAAGUAAAGUGAAAUUAUUAAAUUUUAUUGUAGUUUUAAUUAAAUUUUACAAUAAAAUAUAUUUAAAAUUAAUUCAAUCAAUUGAAAACAAAAUAUUAAAAGAAAAAAAUGGAUAACGACAGUGGUAACUUUGACUUGCGAAAGGAAAUUAUUGCGGUUCCAAAAUAUGGAUUUAAAGUAAAAUUUAAUCAUGUUUAUCCGGAAAAACGUAAUCAAAAUUUACGACCAACAUUUAGACAAUCAUUACCCUUUAUUCCAUUGGCAUGCAGAUAUUUAGUUUAUUAUUGGAAAACUUCACGUGAAGGACGUCGUGCAGUUAUGGAUUAUUAUUAUUUUGAGAAUAGCAGACAAACAUAUGGUGUACCGAUUGGUGGCAUUGGUGCUGGUACAAUUGGACGUGGUUUUGCUGGUGAAUUUUUACGUUUCCAAAUGCGUCCCGGAAUGUACGAAUAUAAUGUUGUGCAUGCAAAUCAAUUUAUAAUAACAAUUAAAGAUGAAAAUGAUAAAACUAUUUUUCAAAGUUUAUUAUCAAGUUACAGAACCAAAAGGCAUCAUCAUUCAUCCUUUCUGAAUUGCAGUCGUCCAAAACAUCCACUCAAUUCAUGGGAAAGCAAUUUAAAUGCAGAAAAAUGUGAAUAUACUGGCCUAUAUCCAAGAGCAUGGUCAGAAAUUGAUUUAAGUGAAUUUGGUAUUAAAUUAAUUGGCCGACAAAUAUCACCAAUUAUACCACAUGAAUAUAAGGAAUCAUGUCUGCCAUGUACAGUAUUUGUAUGGUCAAUUGAAAACGUAUGUGAUUUAGAGCGUAAAGUAACAAUUACAUUUACUUUUAAAAAUGGUACUGGUAAUAAAAAACAAGAUGCAGAUGGUGGUGCUACAAUUGAAAAUUUUUUAACUGAAUCUCAAACUAAAGGCGUUAGCAUUAAACAAACAAUAUGUGGAAUGAAAUGUUCAUAUAAUUUAGGUUGUAAAAUAUCACCUGAAAUUAAUAUAACACGUUGUACAAAAUUUGAUCCAUCUAGUAAUGGUGAAAAACUAUGGAAUGAAUUAAAUGAGAAUGGAAUUAUUAAAGAAGAAAUUAUUGAUGAAAAUUUAAAAUCUAAAGAUAUUGGAGUUGCAUUAUCAGCUCAAGUAUUAGUAAAAUCAAAGAAAACCCAAGAUUUAGAAUUUUCAUUAGCGUGGGAUAUGCCAGUUAUUAAUUUUUCUAAGAAAUUAAAAGAACAUAAACGUUAUUAUACAAAAUAUUUUGGUGAUUCUGGUGACGCUGGACCAAAGUUAUGCGAUUACGCAUUAAAAAACUAUAGUUAUUGGGAAAAAUUAAUUGAUUCAUGGCAACGACCUAUACUUGAAGAUAGUAAUUUACCUGAUUGGUAUAAAAGUGCAAUAUUCAAUGAACUUUAUUAUGUAUCAGAUGGAGGAACUUUAUGGUUAACAUGUGAUUCUAGUUUCGAUAAGGAAUUAGCAUAUGACGACCCUAGAUUAGCUUAUGGCAGAUUUGCUUAUUUAGAAGGUCAUGAAUAUCGAAUGUAUAAUACAUAUGAUGUACAUUUUUAUGCUUCACACGCUUUGGCAAAUUUGUGGCCAAAUUUACAGGUAAGCAUGCAAUAUGAUGUCAUGGAUGCUAUAACAGCUGAAAUAAAUGAUCCACGUAAAAAUUUAUUUGAUGGGAAAAUGACUCCAAGAAAAACGAAGUCAUGUGUUCCUCAUGAUCUAGGUGAUCCCGAUGAAGAACCAUUUGUACUAAUUAACUGUUAUAAUAUUCAUGAUGUUGGUGAAUGGAAGGAUUUAAAUUCCAAAUUUAUACUUCAAACUUAUCGAGACUACUAUGUUUUGAAUGAAUUAGCACAGGCACAGGCUGACAACGCCAGCAAGUUCAGUUCCAUUGAGUUUAUUGAUAAAGAUAGUCUAUUUGAAAUGUAUUUGCAAGACAAUCGAACAAAACAUGCAAACGGCUUUACAGAUGAGAAAAAAAAUAGAAAAUCUGCUUCUAUAUACAUAAAUGACACUAAUGGUAAAGUUUAUUUAAUGGAUGCUUUAACUUAUCUGAAAGCAAUGUAUCCAGCAUGUAAAAUAGUUAUUGAAAAAACAAUCGAAUGGGAUAAAGAUAAUGAUGGUCUUAUUGAAAAUUCUAAAACUCCUGAUCAAACGUACGAUAGUUGGACAAUGGAAGGACCGAGUUCAUAUUGUGCUGGACUAUGGUUAGCAGCACUACAAUGUAUAUCAGCUAUGGCAACAAUACUCGAUCAACCAAAUGAUUGUAUUAAAUAUCAAGAAAUCUUAGAGAAAGGAAAACGAUCAUAUGAAGAAAAAUUAUGGAAUGGAAGUUAUUACAAAUUUGAUUCGUCCAAUAAUAAAGACACCAUAAUGGCAGACCAAUUAUGUGGUCAUUGGUAUUUGAAAAUUUGUGGGUUUGAUUAUGAAAUAUUUCCAAAAGAAAAUGUAAGGACGGCACUGAAAACAAUUUAUAAUAAUAAUGUUAAAGGUUUUUGUAAUGGUAAUUUGGGAGCAGUUAACGGUUUCAAACCAAACACAACCGAUCCCGAAAAACCAGGUCAUGUUGAUACCUUCACACUUCAAAGUGAGGAAGUCUGGACCGGGGUAACAUAUGCUUUAGCUGCGAUUAUGAUACAAGAAGGAAUGUUUGAAGAAGCUUUUGCUACAGCUGGCGGUCUAUUUAAAACAAUGACAGAACGUUUUGGUAUGAUUUACGAAACACCUGAAGCUUUAUACGCAGAAAAACAUUUUCGUUCAAUUGCCUAUAUGAGACCUUUAAGUAUAUGGUCAAUGCAAGUUGCAUAUGAACGCAAAAGAGCAAUUCGAGAUUAAAUAUAGGACAUAUUCAUUUUAUAAUAGGCAUUAAAUAUUAUAAUGGAUUAUAUAUGCAUUAAGCCUAUUGUACAUUAUGUUUCAAUGCACAGAAAAUCUUCAAUGUGAAUUUGAAAAUUAUAAAAAUUUUGCUGUGAACUAAAACCAAAUAUAAUUUGAAACUUUGUAAAAUGUAAAUGAGAAAACCGUGUAGUGAACAAUGUAUAGAUGUCAAUUUCAAAAAUACUAUAUAUGUAUGUAUCUGCUCCAAAAUAUUAAAAACACAAUGGCUAUUUAUUUAUUAGUUAAUAAAAUAAGUAUUAUGUCACAAAUUUUCAUAAACAUAUACAAAUGCAUACAAUAAUAGCUUUAAUACUAUAUAGAUUUGUUUUGCUAAAUGAAAUUGUGAUUUACAUAUUGAAAUUUCCAUUUGAAUUCAACUGGAGCUAUUAAAAUAUGUAUUAAAAGUAAUUUUAGAAAAAUUUAAAAAAAAUGUCCUAAAAAUUUUUUAUUUACAGUGAAUAUAAGAAUAUAUUUAUAACAAUAAGGAGAAAAACUCUUUAGAUCUUGCUUAAAAAACUUAAUGUAAUACUAUAUUAAAAUUAUAUCUUAUAUAAAAAUUUUAAAAAUUUUUUAAGCAAAAAUCUUUUAUAUUUUUAGAAUCUUUAAAAAUAAUGUUAAAUUUUUUAUCCUCUUGAUUCCCGUUAACAUAGUGUAACCCCGCAGAAAACUAUGUUUUACCGUUAUAAGUAAAAUUAUUUUAUUGUUGAAAUUGCAAAUGUACUACAAAUUUUAUCAAAGUAUUAUUAAAAAAAAACAAAAUAUUUUUUGAUGUUAUAUGUAUGUGGUUGAAAAAACAUAUUUUCAAAGAAAAUUUAAGAAUGUUAUACGAAUAAAAUACUUGUUAGAUAAAUAAGAGAUAUUAAAUACAGUUCGCAUUUAAUAAAACUAUUUUAAUAUACAUAUAUUAUAAAAAGUUUAUCACAAU